AUGGCUGAACAUCUGGAGAACCAUCUUCAAUGUCCCACCGGUCUGGACGUCUUCAAAGAUCUUGUCAUGCCGCUGCCGUGCAGUCACAACUUCUUCCGUGCGUGUCUGCAGCAGUGGAAGGACGCAGGAGAACGAUCGUGUCCAGUCUGUCGGAAAGGGUUUAGUUUGAGGGAUCCGCCUUCCAACUUGGCACUGAGGAAUAUGUGUGAGAACCUUUCACCAGCCUCAGUCAAGUCAGAAGACAUGUGCAGCUUGCAUGAGGAGAAACUUCAACUCUUCUGUUUGGACCACCUGGAGCUUGUGUGCCAUAUCUGCAGAGAUGCAAAAAUCCACGUUGGUCACAAGUUCCGGCCCCUCGAAGAAAUUGUGAAAGGUCAUCAUGAGGAACUCCAGGAAGAACUGCAGAAGGCCAAGGAAAUACUCCAAGAUUACAACGACUGUCAUGAGAACUGCAACAAACAGGCAGAGUACAUCAAAGUCCAGAGGGAGAAUGUCGAACGCAAGAUUAAGAAGGAUUUUGAGGAGCUCCGUCGCUUUCUCGACAUCGAGGAGGAGGCCAGGUUGGCUGCGGCAAGGGAGGAAGAGACCAAGAAGAAUCAAACGAUGAAGGAGAAGAUGGCGGCUCACGGCGAACAAACGGCCGCUCUCUCAGAUCUCAUCAGAAGCAGUGAGGAGCAGCAAGCGUCUGGCAAUGUUUUUGUCAUGAAGAAGUUCAAGACUGCGAUGAGCAGAAUCCAGGAGCUGCCUGAAAAGCUGCCAGGAGGUCUGCUGGAUGAAGCCAAACACGUGGGCAAUCUCAAAUUCAAGGUGUGGGAGCGGAUGAAGGAGACGCUCGCCUACAGUCCCGUCAUUCUGGACCCCAACACGGCCGGUCCAAGAAUCAGUCUGUCUGAAGAUCUGAGCAGUCUGAGUUUGGAAGAAGUACAGCAGGAGCAUCCAAAGAAUCCAGAGAGGCAAAAGUGGAACUGUGUGCUGGGUGGUGCUUUGGACCCGGGAAGACACGUGUGGGACGUUGAGGUGGGAGACAACAAUGCCUGGGAAGUGGGAUUCAUAAUUGGGGACCCUUGUUUGCCAGAGGAAAUGACUAGUUGGUUUAUUGGAUUUUGUGAUGGGGAAUACUUCAAGCCCAAUUGCAAUUACGGAGAAUGGUAUCCGCUUGUCAAUGUGCAGAGGCUAAGAGUUGAAGUGGACGUGAAAGAAAGGGAGCUGUCCUUCUCUGAGCCUCUUUCGAACACCGAAUUGUGGAACGCUGAGAAGCCUUCCGAUUGGCCAGACUUGUCCGAUAACCACAAAAUGUAUCCUUACUUUUCAACAAGCAGUGAAAUUCCUCUAAAAUUAAUCCCCUUUCCACCUUGUGUUACAACAGCCAUCAGUUAG
Nerophis lumbriciformis (worm pipefish) is the source of this 1377-nucleotide messenger RNA. NCBI's taxonomy places the organism in Eukaryota, Metazoa, Chordata, Actinopteri, Syngnathiformes, Syngnathidae. The record is from RefSeq and is a predicted model, not a curated record.